Messenger RNA from Sphaerodactylus townsendi, 3339 nucleotides. It is a transcript of the gene CCNG1, whose product is annotated as cyclin G1. The transcript is spliced from 7 exons. Bases 488 to 1372 code for a protein of 294 amino acids. NCBI's taxonomy places the organism in Eukaryota, Metazoa, Chordata, Lepidosauria, Squamata, Sphaerodactylidae. Gene Ontology annotation, molecular function: cyclin-dependent protein serine/threonine kinase regulator activity. Gene Ontology annotation, biological process: mitotic cell cycle phase transition; regulation of cyclin-dependent protein serine/threonine kinase activity. The record is from RefSeq and is a predicted model, not a curated record. Gene Ontology annotation, cellular component: cytoplasm; nucleus; cyclin-dependent protein kinase holoenzyme complex.
UGCAGCUCUGCAACGUAGUGCAUUCCUGUUAUCUCCUAUCUGGAAUAAGGUUACAACCAACGUGGACAGUCAUCCGACUUGCCCUGUAAUUCUGUAACGAAGGAAACUGACACUUGUGACGGACGGUGACAGAACUUUUCUUCCUGGUGCACUCGUUUUUUAUUUGCAUAGAGUUUUUACAUCGGGGUCGCUACACUAUGACCCCAGCCUGUAUUCUGUAAAUCUGAGGAGGCGGAAACUUUUCCAUCAAACUAGGGGUGGAGCCAACAAGUAGUAACGAAGAUUAGCUGAGCGGGAGAAUGAGACAGGAGAGCUGGUUGGUUAGUGAAGCCCUAUGGACAGGUUUGCUUAAGCGGAAGAAAAAAGACGCUAAUGUAUUUGGAAUUGUUUUAAUGAUCUUAUAAUAUUUAUUUAUUUAUUUUUAAAAUAGUCUGAUUUUAGCCUAGGGCCAUCAGCCUUUCUCCGCAGCAGUCACUCAGAACAUAAGAUGAUUGAAACGCUUGCAACAAGUGAGACUCCAGAACUGCUGCAUCAGCUGAAUAUGCUACUGGAACAGGAGUUAAGAUGUCAGCCGAAACUCUCGGGCCUGAGGCUAAUUGAAUCUGCUCAUGAUAACGGACUCAGGAUGACUGCAAAGUUGCGAGACUUUGAAGUGAAAGACCUGCUUAGCUUAAUUCACUUCUUUGGCUUUAGCACAGAGACAUUUUCUCUUGCUGUGAAUUACUUAGACAGGUUUUUAUCAAAAAUGAAGGUACAGCCCAAACACUUAGGCUGUGUUGGUCUAAGCUGCUUCUUCUUGGCAGUGAAAGCAGCGGAAGAAAAUAGAAAUGUUCCUCCAGCUGCUGAUCUGAUUCGAAUAAGUCAGUAUCGGUUCACAGUUUCCGACCUGAAGAGAAUGGAGGCGAUUCUUUUGAAGAAGUUAUGUGGGAAACCAAAAGUAACCACUGCUUUCCUGUUUCUACAACUCUAUCACUCAGUACUGAAUGAAAACCUAAGCAAUGAGAGGAAAAAGCAUUUUAGCUUUGAGAGACUUGAAGCCCAACUUAAAGCAUGCCACUGCAGAAUUGCUUUGUCUAAAGCAAAGCCGUCUGUGUUGGCACUCUCAAUAAUAGCACUGGAAGCUGAAGAAAAGCUGUUGGAGUUGAUGGAAAUGGUGGAAUGCUUCAGAGUACAUUCCAAUAUAAAUGGCAGAGAUUUGUCCUUUUGGAAGGAACUGGUGUCAAAGUGCCUCACAGAAUAUUCCUCAAGCAAGUGCUCCAAACCAAAUACUCAGAAGUUGAAAUGGAUUGUGUCUGUUCGCACAGUAAGACAACUAAAGCACAGCUACUACAGAAUAGCUCAUCUUCCUACUAUACCAGAAACUGAUUUUUAAACAAUGGAAGAGAAAGUGGAGUGAUCAGUAAUGUGUAUGUAUCCUUAAGGACUAAGAUCUACUUCAUACUGAAGCAGAGAGUUUAUUGGUUGGCUCUGCUGAAAACAACAUUUCAUGACUCUGUGGCCAUGCAUUGCUACCUCUUAGUUGAGAGAUUGACUGGGUAGCAUGUUACACUGGGACUGUUCCUCUAUCGGGUUCCUCAAGAGAACAGGGAAUGAUGUCUGAGCAUAAAAACAUUGAAAUGUGCCAGCUAUUCUACUGUUUAUUCUAUUCUAUUCUGACUUUUAUGGAAACACCAAAAAAUACCAACAGGAUUUUGGUCCCAAGCAUUUCUGUUCAAGACAGUAUUUCAUGGAGUAUCUACUGGCUACAAGUUCAUCCUGGAGAAAAGAACAAAAUAUAUGGUGGAACUAGUGAAAUACAAGGCAGUUUUAUAGUACUACUACAGGCUUGGGUGGUAUAAAGAGCUUUCAUCUUGUCAGACAAGUAGUUGCUUAUCGGUGGCCCCUAGUAAUAGACUAUGUCAUUUUAAUACCAUCAUCCAGCUUUCUGAAGUGCAUGACAACUGCUCCAGCAAUACGGGAUUGUUUUAAAUAAUUGGUGUCAGCACUGGGUAUUGUGAAAACCUCAGUUAAAUGGUCAUGUUUAUUAUCUUUUCCAACAUUUUUGUUAAAAACCAACACAGGGUAUUGAAACCUCAGGGACUCACCAAAAAGGAAAAAAAAACUUUCUAGGGACUUGUAUAAUGUGACGAACACCAGGUUGAUUAUGAGUUCUGCUAAAGAGUAAAUGCUGUUUUACGGAGCCCUCGUUCCCUUCAAAGGACUUGAAACUAUGGUGUUCACUACAAAAAUGAAUCAAAGAGUAUAGGUCUAAUAAAGGUCAGUUGACAGUGCCAACCUAGUUUGUUUUCCUAUUUUUGGAUAAGGAUGAGAUGAUUGAUCUUUCAAGAACUAUAGCUGUAUAUGUUUUUUAAAAGUCAUUUUAGUUAGCAUUUUGCUUUGCUGCUAUUGUUUUCAUUUCAGAAAUGGGUACUUAAGCCUUAGAUACAUACUGCCGUCGUGAGCAGGAAAUGGGUUUAGCUAAGAACAUUUUAGGUCAUAGAAACCAGGCAGGACUGCUAAUAUGUAAGUUGGGCCAUUUAUGUCUCAGUGAAUUCAAAUGGCUAUGGGAGCAAAGGAAGCUGCAGGUGUGACUACUUGAAUACUUUGAAAUAACUAAUUGCGGACCAUGGUCUGAACUUACCUUGUGCUAAAUCAUUCCAGCCACUCUGCUAAACUACCACUAGUGGUAGCUUUCCCACCAGUUGUCUUAAUUAACUUAUUUAAGAAACUUUGGGAGGCAACUGCUCCUAUUCUUAAUUUCCCGCUGAUAAAUUAACUGGAUCAUUUAUUCAUUCCUCAGCAGCUUUACUUUAAGCAUGUAGUAUCCUGCUCAUCUUCCUUAGAUGAUGCAACUACCUUAUGUUAAACUGCCAGUUCCAAUGUCCAUGGGAAAUUAUUAAAACAGGGGACUCAAGUUUGUUCCCCUUGUGUAAGCUCAUUCUGUCUUAGAAUGAGAACUAACAGUGUUCCAAGGCUAUAAAGUAUUUGAACUGAAUUGCUGUGAUUGCUUCAGAUGUCCACCUCAAAAGAUGUCUGGUUCUGUCUCAGCACAAUUAAAAACUCUUCUACCUCAUUUAAACUGAUUUCCUUCCAAAAAGGAUAACAUAUCCAUUAGUGUUUUGCCAUGUUGUUUGAGUGCUCAUAUGGCUGAUUACAUAAUAGGUAUUUCCUUGACUUCUGCCUUUCACCUGAUUUUAAGAAGAUAUAUUCAAUGUUGAAGGAAAUUUAGUUGGUUCUUAGAAAUGCUGUUAUGUCUUGGAAGUAGAAAGUAUGCCUUUCCCUCAUUACUGAAAUGAAAUAGGACAUGUCUGUCUUACAUUUUGCAUCAAUAAAAGCAUAAUGGCUAAGAUACAUCUGGAA